Aspergillus fijiensis CBS 313.89 is the source of this 1701-nucleotide messenger RNA. Its product is annotated as tannase and feruloyl esterase. NCBI's taxonomy places the organism in Eukaryota, Fungi, Ascomycota, Eurotiomycetes, Eurotiales, Aspergillaceae. Bases 1 to 1701 code for a protein of 566 amino acids. The record is from RefSeq and is a predicted model, not a curated record. The transcript is spliced from 3 exons.
AUGCGUCAAUACUCGCGUGCUGCCGCGGCCGCCGUUGCUCUGGCAGCAACUGCCCGCGCCACCAAUUCCUCGUCGCUUGCCACUCUCUGUACCGUCGCUCACGUCCAGUCGGCACUUCCUGCCAAUGGCACUCUCCUCGGCAUUGACAUGAUUCCCUCCUCCGUGACAGCCAAGACUGCCACCAGCUCCGGCUACGAAUACUGCGACGUUUCCGUUUCCUAUGUCCACACCGGCAGCAGCGAUGAGGUCGUCCUCAACUACGGCUUCCCCAGCCCUGAAAUCUUUGCCAACCGCUUCUACGUGGCUGGUGGCUUCGGCUACACUCUGAGCACCAGCAUCACUGGAGGGCUGGAGUAUGGAGCUGUGGGUGGUGCCACCGAUGCUGGCUACGGCGCCCUCUCCGGUACCACCGUCGACGAAGUCAACCUCCUCGGCAACGGCACCAUCAACUGGGACCCAAUCUUCAUGUUUGCCUACAAGGGCUUGGGUGAGAUGACUACGGUCGGAAAGCCUUUGACUCGGGCGUUCUACAACCUAGACGAUGAGGCCAAGGUGUACACUUACUUCGAGGGGUGCUCGGAUGGCGGCAGAGAAGGUAUGAGCCAGAUCCAGCGCUACGGAGACCUGUACGACGGCGCCGUCAUCGGAGCCCCGGCCUUCCGCUACGGCCAGCAGCAGGUGAACCACCUUUUCUCCGCUGUCGUCGAGCAGACGCUCGACUACUUCCCCCCUCCCUGUGAACUGGAGAAGAUCGUGAACGCGACCAUCAGCGCCUGUGAUCCUCUCGAUGGACGCUCUGAUGGAGUCAUCUCCCGCUCCGAUCUGUGCCAGUUGGAGUUCAACCUGACCUCCGUGAUCGGCGAGUCCUAUUACUGCGCCGCGACCACCAGUACCUCUCUCGGUUUCAACUUUGGUAAGCGUAACGACGGCACCCAGACUACUACCACUCCGGCGCAGCGCGGUAAUGUAACUGCGGAAGGUGUGGCCGUCGCGCAGGCCAUCUACGACGGACUGUUCAACUCCCAGGGCGAGCGGGCUUACCUCUCCUACCGUAUUGGUGCCGAGUUUACCGAUGCAGAAACCGAGUACGAUAACUCCACCAAGUCCUGGGGUUUGGACAUUCCCUCCACCGGCGGAGAAUUCGUCGGUCGCUUCAUUGAGCUGCUUGAGGUCGAUAACCUUGAUAAUCUGAACAACGCGAUGAUUCUCUACAUGGAUACUCUGCAGACCACCCUGCCCGACCUUACUACCUUCCAGUCCUCCGGCGGCAAGCUCAUUCACUACCACGGCGAAUCCGACCCCAGUGUCCCCACCGCAUCGUCCGUCCACUACUGGCAGUCGGUGAUGAAGAUUAUGUACCCCAGCCUGGGUUCUUCCAAGGCGAUCGAGCAGAUGAAGGAGUGGUACCAGCUGUAUCUGGUGCCCGGUGCCGCCCACUGCGCCCGCAACAGCCUGCAGCCCAACGGCCCCUUCCCCGAGGACAACAUGGCCACUAUGAUCAAGUGGGUUGAGAGCGGGGUCCAGCCUACCGGUCUCAACGCUACGGUCGAUGCGGGCGCGUACGAUGGGGAAGUGCAGCAGCUCUGCCAGUUCCCCAAGCGGCCUGUUUGGAAAAAGGAUGCGUGGAAGUGCGAGAGCGACGACGAGGGAGCCGAUACUUUCUACUACACUUUCCCUGCUUUCAAGCUGCCUGUCUACUAG